AAGAGACGUCGGAAAAAUUGGAAGAUGUGAAAAAAUAAUCAUUCAAAAGCACAAUAAAUCAAAAAUUGCUCCAGUGAAGUUUCAACCUGGUACAAAGCAUAAUCAUAUAUACAAUCGUAGUUUACCGGCUAUUUAAAAACAGUCAAAAAAAUUUACCAGCUAAUUAAGUAGACCUUUAUGCUUGUAAUUCAGUACAAGUGAGACACAUUUUUUUUCACAUCUUCGCCAUUUUCAGCCGGUAUUUGUUUAGAACUCAAAAAUUAUGAAUAGUUUUGGACCGAUGAAGACUCUAUCAGCUGUGGCUUUGUUGCUUUUUUGCGUCCAAGCCUGCAUGGCCAAGAGACAUCCGAGGUUCAACAAACGAGAAGGGGAAGUCAUUUGCCGAGAAGAAUGUCUCCACGGGUUUGAGAGGGUUGAAGGUCUGGCGCAUUGCUACAAGAUGCUGGUUGAUCUGGGUCCGGUGAGCCAGGACAAGGCGGUAACUGCAUGUGGCUACGAGGAAGGGGCGACCGUCGUCACGUUCGACAAACAGGGCGAGGAACAAGUGUUGAGGGACCAUUUCUGGGACAAGUACCAAGAGGAGAUCCUCGCCAGCCCCGCCUACCUGGAAGACGGCGGCUACUGGACUGGCUAUGUGCGCUUCUUCGGCAACGUAUCCAACCACUACAUGAACAUGUACACAGGGGAUCCAAUGGAUGUUGACAUGUUCCUUUCUGGUCAACCAGAUGACCGAAUUCUCGGAAACAGAGGAGGUGAGGCCUGUGUGUGCAGGAAAGAGUUCCACAAGGAGGCUCUAAAGUGGAAUGGAGACCAGGGUCUGGACGACUACACGUGCGCCUAUCCUAAUUGGGUCAUCUGCAUGCAGCGCAACGUGUACGCCCUGAACAAGGAGGCGUGGAACUCUGCUUUGAUGAAUGGGGUGCAGUUGCCACUAGACGGCACCUGUGAGCUGGAUUGGGUCAACCAGAACUUCUACCAGCUGACCAUGAUGAAGGACAAGCGACUGGCAGCGGGGCGCCCGAAAGCACAGCAACUCGCCGACAGCUACAUGGAAAUCCUCAACACGGGCGCCAUACAAUCGCCGACUUGCCCUCAGUAAGAGUACAAGUUAUCAUUGUGACUAAAACCCCGCUCAAAAUUGAUUUUGACUCUAAAUCUAGUUUUAUUCUUGCUAAAUAUUCUACCUUAAACGACAAAUUGUAGAGAUUUGAUACAAAUUGAUUCAAUAAAAAUUUCAGUGCCAAAAAAUGUUAAUAAUUGUAUUAUUUGUACAGGACUGAAUAUCAAUUUUAAAACAAUAUAUGCUCAAAAGACUU
Molecule: messenger RNA, 1316 nt
Organism: Symsagittifera roscoffensis
Lineage: Eukaryota; Metazoa; Xenacoelomorpha; Acoela; Convolutidae
Exons: 8
Coding region: 263-1099 (278 amino acids)
Source: RefSeq, a predicted model, not a curated record